Colossoma macropomum (tambaqui) is the source of this 6345-nucleotide messenger RNA. RefSeq names its product family with sequence similarity 131 member Bb (gene fam131bb). The transcript is spliced from 9 exons. NCBI's taxonomy places the organism in Eukaryota, Metazoa, Chordata, Actinopteri, Characiformes, Serrasalmidae. The record is from RefSeq and is a predicted model, not a curated record. The coding region runs from base 158 to 1546 and encodes 462 amino acids.
GAGAGGGAGAGGGAGGGAGAGGGAGGGAGAGCAGCACGAGAGCGGAGAGACAGAGAGAGAGAGAGAAAGAAAGGGAGCGAGAAAAGAGAGAGGGAGAGAAUGUAUGGUGAAAGGCAAACACGUUCUCCUUCAUUUCCAAGGCCUUUGUGAAUAAACCAUGGGAUGUAUCGGCUCGCGAACACUCACGGGAGAUGGGGUUCCGGUACAGAAGGAUGGGGAACAGCAUGGCCGAACAGACUUUUCAUGGGAUGGAAUCAAUCUCUCCAUGGAGGACACGACUUCCAUCUUGCCUCGGCUAAAGAAGCGGAAUUCCAACGCCUACAGCAUUGGCGCUCUGGCUAAGUCCUCUCUGUCAGGUGUGUCAGGAGUGACACGGUCCAUGAAGGAUAAGGUUACAAAGCCGACGGCGAUGGCCCAGGGGCGGGUGGCCCACAUGAUCGAGUGGCAGAACUGGGGCAUGCAGACGGUGGGAGCUGGGGGCUCCAGCGGCGGCCGAACAUCCACCCUCCACCUCCAGCAUGAACGCAAGCUGGAGAACGAUGCCUACAGCGACCUCAGUGAUGGAGAGAAAGAGGCACGCUUUGCUGCAGGAGUUCUGCAGCAGUUUGCGAUAUCUGAGGCCACUCUGCUGGCCUGGACCUCCAUGGAUGGAGAGAGUAUGAGCGCGGGCUCCAAUCAAGGCAGUGUUGCCCACCUGAGUGAAGCCAACCAGGAGAGCAUCACCAGCCGAGAUCAGAUACUGCAUCACUCCUCUGCAGAAGUAUGGCCUCACACCUACGUUUCCCAGGGCCUCUACUGCCUCUCCUCAUCAGAUGCCUGGGAACCAAUUAGCAAUGAGCAGUCGGGUGUGGCCUCCCCCGCCACCGGCUCCUACGUCAUGGCAGGUGGGACUUCCUGCGAGGGUGCCUAUGAUGGAAAUGCUGCGGGUCACUACCUGUCGCAGCAGCAACAGCAGCAAUUCAACCUCCAGCAACACCAACUACAACAGAUACAGCAACUGCAGCAGAUACAGCAAUACCAACAACAACAAAUACUGCAGUAUCAGCAACAGCAACAGUUAUUGGAACAGAGACUACAGAGUGCCACUCAGUCUUUACAAGCCACACCCAACAGCACCAUCCACAGUCUACCUCCACUCACUCACCCGCCAUUGGUGGACCUGUGGGGUGCAGGGCAUACAGAGACCUAUCAAGCCGACGUGGGUGGUUAUAUAGGUGUGGCAGCAGCAAUGGAGGGAAGUCUGACGGCCCCCUCAGAGGAUGUGGGAACAGAACACUCACCUUUACUGGAGGCUCAGGAGGAGGAAGAGGUCAAGGAGGAGGAGGUCACGUUAUGCAUGGAACCAGAACCAGUGACUUUAAUUCCUUCCCCAGCUGCACAGAGGGAGGAAGUGACCUCAGUAGGAGGAAGCAGUCCAGGACAGGCCCCUGGGGAACCAAUCACAGAGUGGAAAUCUUCUGAUGUCACACCACCUGUUAAUGAAAUGCUGGAGGAAAAAGAGGAGGAGUCAGAAUCCUCAUCGGUCAGUGCCACAGCAACCAAAUGAGUGUUAGGAGCAAGACAAAAACUGAUUUUAAUGGACAUUUAAAGCUACAUAUUCAGCUAUUUGAAUUAAUAUGUCACUUUUCAGGUAUCAAAACCUUUGUGAUGGAACUCUUCAAAUACAAAAAGGAAAAAAGGACUGAUUUUUUUUGAAGGAAGCCUUAUACUUCUGAAGAGGAGGACAAGAUAAGGGAGAGUGAGAGAGCAGAAAGAUACACACAAAGGAUUCAGAGAGAUGAGUAAAGUACAGACAAAAAAGUGGUUAAAUACAUGCAUGCUACUUACAUGAAUGGUACAUAUCACUAAGAACCAUAAAUAACACACCAUAAUAACAAAACAUCAAAACAUUUGAUACAUCUAGAACACAAAAUUAUUUAAAAACUUUUGAUAAACCACAAAAAGAAAAUACAGAUAAUACAUGUAUAGUAUAACAAUUCAUCUCUGAGACAACACUGCAUUUAUCCAACCAGGUGUUGUGUUUACGAUUAAAUCUCCUGCCACAGCAAACUAACACUAUUAAAUUCAGCAUCACUUAAAGGAACGGACUUAAACAGCAGUGGAACAAGAUUCGCUUUUCCCUCCUAAGUGGGCUGUUUGCCACUUUAAAUUUUUCUAUUCACCUACACACAUGCUUGUGAAGUACAAUAUUAAAGUCUUUCCUUAUGACAUAUUACCAAAAUUACCAGAAUACUGUAUACUGCUACUAUACAGUAUACUACCAGUAGGCAUAUUUGCACAUUACCUAUAAAACCUACACCGACUAUAUGAUUUCUAAAAUCCUUGAGUUUAAAACCCACUGGUUAACUAUUCCACCACCAUUUGUUUGUCUCCACAAAGUUAUUUGAGGAUGGAUGUUAGCACAUCAUUUUGAGAUUAAUCUGUACCAUCUCACAGUCAGGUGGGUCCAUUCGAUGGUUUUUAAAAACUUCUAUGACCAGCACCACAUGCUACAAAGGUCAUGUGAUCCAGAUCAAAAGAUAAUUUGAAUGUUUUUUUUUUCCGAGAUGCAUUUCAAAAUGAGGUGCUACACCCUCACAUACUCAUCAAUCAUUUUGGUAAUGCUUUUUACAGCCUCAUGACAAGGAUGUGAGGUACAAUUGCACUCAUUUCACAUACAGCUGUAGUUGGUUCUGUAUGGGAAAUGAUCACAGGGCCACUCAAAGUUGAGGCCUGGGUCACAUGUAUUACUAUGUUCUGAACAUUUCAGGGAAGACUAUUCACUUAAAGUGAGUUACAUCAGUUUAGGAAAUAUCAGUAAGAGUUAACACAAAAACACGUACAAACACACACACAGACACACACAUACAGAGUUCUGUGCUGCAGUGGAUUGUAUCAUAGCGUGCUUCCUUCUCUGUGUGUCCCCUUUGGCAUGCAUGCUAUUUGUCAGUGUACUAUGGAGUCCUAUACAGCACUGUAUAGAUAAUUGCACUGAACUUUACUACUCUGAGCUGGGCACUGAUACAAGCUCACUUGAAUUCUAAGAGUUUUAGGGCUUUGAUUGGCUGAUUGAUUAAGGGACACAGAGUUGCACAGUCUUUGCAUACUCUUUGCACUCUCACUGGUAGGAAGAGUCAAAAACAGAUGCCUUCUGGACUCUGUUAUCACCCUGGGGGUGGGAGUGGGCGACUACAUUUCCCAGAAUGCACCUUUACAAGACAACAAAGGCUGAUUUUUCCUGUGGAGUUUAAAUGAUGUUGCUUGGUUUGUUUGUUUGCACUUUGGUUCGGUAACUACAAAAAUGAAAGUUCAGCCAGUCAUAUAAGUCUGAAUGGAUCACAGUAUGUUACAACAAGCAAGUGCACAAGUGAAAAGGGUGGAAAAUGCUGCACAAAAAGCGGGGAAAGAAAGAAAAACAGAAAACAAGUUUCAGAGUUCAGGCUAAAGCUGAAUUUCCAAGGCCUUGUCAGAUACAUGUAAAUACUGUUAACACUCUUCAGGAUCAUAACUCAGUUCAUUUAUUUUUAUACUAUGACGUGUCUUGAUUUCUGCAACACAACUCUUUUAUUCUGUUCACUGGCGGAUGUUUAAAAUCAAAACCUGCAUUGUACACAACAGACAGAAGAAGACAGGAGAGAGAUCAGCAUGUGUAAAUAUAACAGCAUUAACAGAAAUAUGAUGGAAAAUAUUCCAAAUGGAUGAGGCGUCGGAAUUUAUUGAGGAAUGUGACCUCACGAAGAACUCAGGCCAAUCAGAACCGAACUGGUGUCUUCCUGUUUGUCAUGGUUACUGGUUACCAUAGUUGCUGUGAUCAGACAAACUCUGUGCUGAGUGACUUUCUGGCUGCAGACAAGCUGAGCUGAGCUGGCUGAGCCGGAACGUGAUGUAUUCCAAAGCCGAAGCAGUUGUCUAGUGUAGAGACACAGAGGUUUUCUCCACCACUCGUUGUUGUGAUGCUGUGCAUGUUUCACCAAGGAAAAAAAUGACAAUUAUGAUCAGGACAGCCGGUUAUCCUGGAUGUUUGUUUCUUCGGAGAACACCUCAAUUCACCCUUUGAUGAUUGUGUGCAAGCUGAAUACAAUAAGAUCAAAAUGAGGUUUCUUGACUUGAAUGACUUUAUUUAUUGAUUGAUUAUUUAUGCAAUGCUGGGACAACGUUUAUUUUUCUACAGAAUUGUGAGCCCUCCCCCCUAGUAUAGAAUGGGUCACAUGUCGUUUUGCUGAGCUUCUGAAGAAGGCAUGUAGACUGGAAACAGUGGAAGGAAUGCGUGUGCAUCCGUGUGGCAAUUCACUCAAGCUUCUGUUCACAAAGCCUUCACGAUAGUGUCUUUCUAAACAUCACCUAGAACCCUUUGUAAUCGCCUGUCUUCUGUCAUUACAUAGAGGUGCAAACAUUAAACUGAUCUGAUAGUUACUCAUGAGAACAGCGAAAUACGUGUUGUGCAUUUAGCGGUUUUAAAGCUUUCAUCAUUGUCAUAACUGGUUGUAAAGCUCUUAUGAAGAGCUCUGAGCUUCCACUGCUUUUUGCCCAGUCUUAGUGCCAGGCUGAAGGGAGCGCACAGUAAUGGAUAUGUGCUCAUUUAUUUAUUUAAGAAUUAUUGGGACUUAACUUUUCAGCCUGUAUAGUACUUAUGAUUUAGUAAUUUAGGCAUGUUUCCGUUGAAAUGACAUCACUCUGUCUGUGUGCAGUGGCUCUGGUUUCCUACUGGUUGAUUAGCUCUUGAUUCACUGAAAAUACGUCCUUUGCUGCAUUGAGGUUUUCUCAGUUCAAAAUAGAUAUAUGGUAUUUCUAUCACUAAGAAACAAAGAAAGACAUCUCAGCCAUCAGACUUCUAGACCUUCUCAAAAUUGAUAGAUUUCAUUCUCGGCAUGUGGUAGAUCAUUUUUGGUGAAAAUUUUUUAUAUUAUAAACUAAUGGGGGAAGAACGGGGCCCUUGGAUAAAUAUUUUUAAAUUAGUCGAGGCUCUAGGCUUUUGAGUAGUGCAACCAUCUACAGUGUAAAAAAUCAUCUACAUCUAGUCAAUAUAUCUAAUAUUUCUUAUUUGUUUGUUGUUAGCAUAUUAAUCUAAGAUAAUUUAACAUUUCUCGAUAUUUGUACUUGUGUAGGAUAUUAAGUGAAAUCAUCUCACUAUAUUGCCAAUAAUUUUGCUUGUUUUAAGAAGUAAGGCUAUAAACAAGCAACAUGAUCUGCCAAUACAGUGAGAAAAUUUGAUUCAGAGAACUCAGAUGUAAUGAGUAAUGAGUUUACUUUUUUCCAGGGAGUAAUAAGUAACGUAAUUCCAGUACAUUUUUAAAGAAGUCAUUAGUAGCUUGUAAUGCAUUGUUUUUUUAUGCAACUACCCCAACACUGGAGCUGUCUAUACUAACAUUAACACUAGUGUUAUGUAUGGUCUACUGAGCCUGAGCAGCACUCUGUUCUGACUAAAAAAGUUAGCUUUGUGUAGUGACAAAUAUUUUACUUUCUUUCAUCUUUUUUUAUUAAUUUUUUUGCUGCAUCUGGAUUAUUUUAUUUUCUCAACAGCCAGAAAAUCACAACAAAGGACCUCCUUUCCAUAAUAAAGGUUAUUGCCUAAUCGGCCUAUAAUAUGGUCGAACUGCAGCCGGGGCAAUGCUGUUUUUAGGGCGUUCCUGUCUGUCUGUCUUCACACAGUUGUGUCAUCACGUAACAACAUACAUUAUAGUACAUUUUAACCAUAAACGGGGCGUGAGGUUGCAUUCAAAUGACUGAUAAAAUGACUACAUUGACAACUAAAAGCUAUUUUUGAAAUGUAUAUACAUUUCAGAAUAGGUUAUUUUACAUUAACAAGUACAGAACAUGUCACAUUUGUAUUAAAGUGCACACAUUUUAAAAAAUAGAACAUGGGCCACAAUAGCCCACCUGAGCCUAUGUUAUCUGCCUGCAUCCUGUAGACAUGGGGCUGAUUUUACGCUUCCUCUGUACAGAUAUAAGCCCCAGGGUCAUGGUCAAUUCCAUCACAGUUCAUUCAGUUCAGAUCAGUUUUAGUUCAGCCUCUAAAGCAUACAAGCAAAAUGAGGAUGUUAUCAGUCAUCAUCCCGUCACAGAUCAAUGGCAUAUUAUCUAAUUUUUUUUUUUAAUAUGCCAUCAAGAGCUAAUUAAGCCGAUCCACCAAAAUGAAAGGCCACGUCCUUAUAACCAGAGGAGUAAUGUCAUUUCUGGUUAGGUACUUUAUUGCUUUAUAUGUAAGAUAAGAAAAAUGAAUGAAUAAAUGAAUAAUGAGAAGCCAAGUGUAUUUCUUUGGAUAUUAUUAUUAUUAUUAUUUGUGUUUACAGAUUGUUGAAUUGAUUUCUAAUCAAUUUUUUGUAUGAUUCAACUGCCAUCUUUCAAUACAAUACAAUGUUGGCAUGA